Neolamprologus brichardi is the source of this 1244-nucleotide messenger RNA. The record is from RefSeq and is a predicted model, not a curated record. Lineage: Eukaryota; Metazoa; Chordata; Actinopteri; Cichliformes; Cichlidae.
AAGGAUAAAGCUCCCGAGUUACCCUUUGAAGUCUCACAGGAAGCUAGGAGCCCAAACAAAAGGCCAGUGACACCACCUCUCACCUACAAAUAAGACUAUCCACAGACGUUUCCAUCACUUCACCAUGGAUCACAUCAGAGUUGGCAUCCUUGCUAUUUUUUUGCAGUGUUUUAUCACAAAGAGCGCAUUUUUCAUUCAGAAACAAGAAUGGAUCCAAACUUCUGCAGCAAGAUCAACAGAAGAAGAUGUGGUUUGCUUUCCUGAAUACAUGGAGAUGUGGAUGCACAGUGCAAGAAUCGAGGAGUUCAGGGUCUGGCUGUCGAGGGCGCUAAGUAUCCAAGCCAACCUUGCAUCUCUGGAUCACCUGAAUCUCCAGCUGUCUGUCUGUGGAUUCUCACUGCAAAACGACCCCGACGAUAACUACGUUUUUAGAGUCAGCUACACCGGGUGUUUUGUUCGGCAGCAGAAUGGCUUUAAUGUCUUAACAUUAAAUUUGGUGCGGAGGAUGAAUCGAUUUGGAAGCCAGCAUCACAGUUUCACGAUGAAGUGCCCUGUGAUGUCUGUGGUGCAAAGCAGAGAGCAAAUCCACUGUGAUCCUGAAUAUGUUCAGGUGAUCAGAGAAAUUCCCUAUGGAAACUGGGAUAAUGAGCUGCAGUGGUCGCUGUGUCUGGACGAUCACCUCCUUGUAGCUCUGGAGGAUGCCAGCUUGAUUCAGAUGAACAUUGAUGUGAAUGUAACAGACAUAAGAGUUCAGGGCAGGAGGAGGGAGAUCUUAAGGCCUGUCAACAUAAUGGAAAAUGAAGGGGAAUUUUUGGAUUUGAAGCUGGUCAGAGACAGAUAUGCCUACAGUAUGGAAGCAACUUGUCCAAAAGUGAACGCAUCCACGGCAGACAAGACUGUGCUGCACAUCCUCAAACGCCGAAUGGGUUUGACCAGAAGAGGCACCUAUCACAAUGAAGCACUGACACUCAGUGACCUGUCAGUUAUCCAGACAGUUACUUUCACAGUGCAUGAGACGAGUGAAUUUGUAACUCUGUCCAUUCCCACAGCCCAAAUACUCCAGACAAAGCCCUGCACAGAUGACAACCGGCUCCUGCAGCCGUUCUACAGGGUGGAUGCUGUGCUCACCUUCAGAGAGACAAAUCACAAAAUGCACUGGACCAUGGAGAGCACGCUGCCAUGCAUAGGAUAAAGAUGAGAGUGACACUGGAGCCAAUCUGGAAAUCAGAUGGCAGUAGAGUGAG